AUGCUUAAUAAUAAAGAGAGAAGAUUCAUAAGCUAUGGGGCAAACUCUUUAGAGCAGUCAAAACUGAAUGAAGAGUUGUAAGAACGAUUAUAAAAAAGUAAGGCAGUUGUAGAUAGUUUACUCAAUUAAGUUCCUCAAAAGGAAGAAGAGAUAGUUUCUGAAAGUAAAUAAUCUGAUCAAAAUGAGAUAACUGGGCAAACGGAAAAAAUUUAACGCUUAGAGGCUGAUUAAUAGCAAUUAAAAAAUAGAAAUAUUAAAUUGACUUCCAAAAUGUUUAGGAUUAUGAUCAAGUUAAGUCAAAAAGAUAAAGUCAUUCUAUCCUUGUCAGACCGCCUUCAAAAGCAAAGAGCAAUAAAUGAUGAAUUAUAGAAUUAAAUAGUUAAUACUCUCUAAGCAUAACCUGAAAGUGAAACAAAAGAGAUCGUUGUAAAACAGUUAGAGAUAAAUCCAGAAGAGUUCAAUAAGAUUAAGCAUUCAAACAACAAAUCUUUAGCCAAAAUAUUCAGUUUGGUGUUCAAAUUAAAUUAAAAGGAGAAGAUUAUUGAUGAAUAAAAUUAAAGAAUUGCUAAAUUGAAAUCGAUAAUUUCUGAAUUUGCACUCAAUGAUGACUCAUUAAAAAAGUUAAAAGACAAAAAUCAUAAGUUGCUGGCUUAAUAAUUUAGAGUUGUGAUUAAGUUAGCAAAAUAAUAAUAAGAAAUUGAAGAACUCAAGAACAGAUUGAUUAAAUCUAAGUAAUUGGUUGUUGAAUAAUAAGAUAUAGUUGAAAAUUUGUUGUAACAACUUCAAAAUAAUGUGAUCCUGAACCAAGAACAAGAUACUCCAAAAGAGUAAUCUUAGGAAUAAUAAGGAAUUGAUCUUUCGAGUAAAGAUGAAGAAAUUUAAAGAUUAAUUAGACAAAAGAACAAAUAACUGGGAAAGCUUUUCAAAGUAAUGAUUUAGUUUGAGAGAAAGAAUAAAGAAAUCGAAUAGUUAUCAUAGAAGUUGUUGAAAUAGAAAGCAAUAAAUGAUGAAUUAUUAUUGCAAAAUUCAAGUGACGAAACGGAAGUAAGCUCCUAAUCUUAACAGAAAAAUGAGCAUGAACAAGAAGGUGUUCAAAAUAAUUAAGAAAUAAAAGAGUUAUAAGAAGAAAAUGAGAAGCUCAAAUAAGAAUUGAAAAAGUAAUCGAAUUAGAAUAAUAGAUGGUUAGCCAAAUUAUUUAGAGCUUUACAUGAUAUAAAGAGUAAAAAUAGUUUGGUGGAAUCACUUAAUCAAAAGUUAGCAAAACAAAAAGCCAUAAAUGAGGAAUUGAGAGAGCAAAUCAAGAUGAAUGAAGAAGAAAUAGAAAAUGUUGAAGUAGUGAAAGAAAAUUCUGAACAAUAAGUAGAAUCAGCACCAGCAUCACAAGAUGAUGGAGAAGGAUUAAAAAAGCUCAGAAGUCAGAAUAAUAAAUUGCUGGGCAAAUUAUUCAGAGUGAUGAGUUAAUUCAACAAAAAGAAUAAGGAAAUUGAGGAAUUGAAGGAAAGAUUACAUAAAUAGAAGGCAAUUUUAGAUGAAUUAAGCAAUUCAAACAACGCUUCCGUUUCAGAAGAAAAAGAAGAUGACUUUGGAUAAGCAGAAGAAAUCGAAAUAAAUUAGGAAAGCUAAUAAAUUCCAGAAAUUGCACAACUGAAGAAGCAAAAAGACACAUUAUUUGGAAAAUUGUUCAGAGCAAUGAGCUUAAUAAACAAGAAGAAUAAGGAAAUUGAAUCUUUAAGUGAUAGAUUGAAUAAAUAAAAAGCUAUCAUUGAAGAAUUAAAAUCCUCAAACUCAGAAAAUUUGGCAAUUGAGAUCGAACCAUAAUAAAUUGAACUUCAGAGUGCUCCUAACAAUUUAAUUGAAGAUAAUGGUAACUUAGAACUGAUCAAUACUGAACAAUUCAAUAAAUUGAAAACUGCAAAUGAUAAAUCUUUGAGUAAAUUAUUCAGAGCUAUGUUUUUGAUUUCCAAAAAAAAUAACCAAAUAGAUGAAUUGAAUUCGAGAUUACUAAAACAAAAAGCUAUAAUUGAAGAAUUAUCUCAAAACGAUAAUGCUUAAUAAUAAAGAGAGAAGAUUCAUAAGCUAUGGGGCAAACUCUUUAGAGCAGUCAGUGAUUUGAAUGUGAAGUAGAAACUGAAUGAAGAGUUGUAAGAACGAUUAUAAAAAAGGUAAGGCAGUUGUAGAUAGUUUACUCAAUUAAGUUCCUCAAAAGGAAGAAGAGAUAGUUUCUGA
Paramecium tetraurelia is the source of this 2226-nucleotide messenger RNA. RefSeq lists its product as uncharacterized. NCBI's taxonomy places the organism in Eukaryota, Ciliophora, Oligohymenophorea, Peniculida, Parameciidae. The record is from RefSeq and is a predicted model, not a curated record. The transcript has 2 exons.